UCAUUUAGUUAAAUCAUCAUCAAAAUUAUGAAUCCGGCAGUAUUUAAAUUUGAUCCCUCCCCAUCUGACGAUAGAAAUGAAAAUUAUCCAUGCUGUGGGUAUUUGGAAAAUGGGGAAUAUUACAAUUGCAAUACCAUCCCAGAAAUUGAAGAGACAAAAAUUGUAUCGGAAAUUAAAGAGACAGGUCAACCCUACAAAGAAAUCGAGGUAAUGAUAAACAACAAUAGAAUAGUCCUGCGAAUUCAAAAACCACGACAAAUUGAAGAAGACGAUUCACCAAAACAACCAGAUCAAAAACCUCGAGAAUCCCAGUAUUCGAAUUUUCAAAAAGUAUCUACAUAUCCACCAAGUACAAACUCAAAAGCUGACAGAAUUCAAAAACCAGAUGAUAAUGGACCAAGACCAAUUGAAUUAGUGGCAAAUCCAAAUAUAUUUUUAUUAAAAAUUCGUAAACGUUCUUUAAACAGUGAUAAAAAAAGGGAAAAUAUUGAUUUAGAAUUUCGUAUACCAAGACCAUUUAAACCAAAACCACCUGAAAGAAAAAAAAAAAGAAAAAUUGAAUCUCCACCACCACCACCACCAGAAGUACCAGAAGAUGUUGCUGUACUUGAAGAAGAAGAAGAAAUACCAUUAAAAAAACAAAAAAAGAAAGUAACAAUGAAAAAGAAAAAAAAGAAAUAAAUUAAUGUAUGAUCAAUAUACAGAGUGAAUUAAAUUAUUGAAUGUUAAAUAUUUGAUUUACAAUUGACUAGCUCAACUACUUCAUAAUGCUUUAUAAAAAAGAAAAUAAAAAGUAAAUAAAAAAGAUUUAUAUACACUUGCAAUAUAUGUGCAUAGUAAAAGUACUUUCAUUGAUUCGCCCCAGACAAAAUUUAAGAAUGAAAAUGAAAUAAUAGAUUUACAAAAGAUUGACAUAUAAAGUCAGUAGCUAAACAUUCAGAAGCAAAAAAAUAAAAAAAAGUUCUCACGAAACCAAGACAUUUGGUUUAAGUCAGGUGUUGUGUCACUAUUUUAAAAAAAUAUACUGAAUGGACUUGGCCGAUCAGUAUGUUCAUUCUUCUAUUAUUAUUUUUUUAUUCUUUUUUUUAUUUUUCAGUCACCCGCC
Messenger RNA from Aphidius gifuensis, 1105 nucleotides. RefSeq lists its product as uncharacterized. The transcript is spliced from 2 exons. The record is from RefSeq and is a predicted model, not a curated record. The coding region runs from base 28 to 681 and encodes 217 amino acids. Lineage: Eukaryota; Metazoa; Arthropoda; Insecta; Hymenoptera; Braconidae.